GUGCCUUCAAUUUAUUCUAAUUAUAUUGAUGAAAAUCUCGAAAAUUAAUAAUAAAUUUAUUAUUUUAAACAAUAAUGUCGGAUAAUGAAAUAGACAAUACAUUUAAUAAAAAAAAUACUAAUGAUCAAUCUUCGGAGGAAUUUCGGAAACCUUUAACUGAACUAACUACUGAAGCUGAUAUCCUUGAAGUUAAGGAAUUAAAAGAACAAUUAGAAAAAGAAAUAAUCGAACAAUCAUUGACGACAACCGGAUUGAAUAAACAAUUGGAUUAUUGUAGACAUGUUUUAAACUCAUCUUCAAUUUCAAUAAAAAACAAAUAUACGAACAUUAAUUUGAGAAAUGAUUUAUACAGAUUUGCUGGAAUUUACUGCGUCAAAUCUGACAAGCCAAUUGUGAUAGAAUUCUCAGCAGGAGACAAAGUGACGAGUAAUUCUUUAUUUUCCAUAGAAAUUUUGCAAAUUGAUAAUCAGUAUAAAUUAGGAAAAUGGGUGAUGCCUUUGUCGAUCGAUUUGAAUGAUAUUUUAUCAAAAUAUCCAUUGGAUAAUCCGAAUAAUUUGAAAUCAUUUUUAAAAUGUUGCAAACAUUACAUCGAUUGUUAUAUUUAUCGUCGAAAACAAUACUAUGAUUUAAAGAAUUUUAUUGGAGAUGUAAUGAACUGUUCCAUAGACACCUGUCUUGGAUACACACGAAUUCACUUACACAUGUCAGAAUUACAAUUGAUCGAACUUAGUGAAACAUAUAAUGUUACUCUGUUUAUGGCCUAUAAAUUUAAUGAAACAUUUCCAUAUGUAAUAAGUACUGAACAAAGGGACGAUGAACCUUUGUCGGAAGAAAUUAUUCAAAACUUAAAUAAAUAUUUUAAACCAUUAAAAAAGCUCAACUUAAGAGAUGCAUUUGAAAAAAUGAUUAAUAAUAAUCGCUAUUUUCAUUGGCCGAAAAUAUCUAAGGAUCCUGAUAACAAUAAUAUGCCAUCGAUGUCUCAACAAGAUGAAGAUAGUACAUUGAGAAAAACAAAAAGAGAUUAUCAAAAGAAAAAAAAGAAAAUAAAUUCGGAAAGCAAUCUUGAAAACGAUUUAACUGAUUCAGAAAUCGAAAAUAGUGAUAAAUGCUCGUCGAAUUUGGAAGAGUAUGAGGAACGAUCAAAAUUGAAUGAUAAAAAAAAUAAAAAUGUCGAAGAAAAUUUACAUUCAACUGAAAUGCUCAAAAACAUUGGAAAAAAGAAAAGAAACAAAAAUACGAAGAAAGAGGACAAAAAGUUGGCUGCGAUGAAAACGACACAAAAGCCAAAUGCAAAUGAAGAAAAAUUAGAAACGAUUUUAGAUUUCGAUAAACUCAAUCUUUUUGACAAUUCGAAAAAGAAAUUUGUUGAUAGAAAAAAUACGCCUAAAAGAUCCGCCAAGUGUAUCGAGGAUGGCGAAAAAAUUGAAAGCAGACCAAAACGUCAAUCGAUCUCCAGACAAACAAAAUUACUCGCGAAAGAAUUAAAUAGCAGUUUAAAUAUUACUGAGAAGGAUGAUAAAACGGACAAAAAAAUUUCAGUCAGUAAAAACAAAUUAAAAAAAGAUUUUAACAAAUUAUCUGAAAAAGCUAUCGCAGAUACCACAACAGAGGGUAAGAAAAAUCUUAAUGAAAAAAAUUCAAGUGGAUCUUCGUCGAUAACAAAAUGUUCAGACGAAAAUUUGUUCAAAGAUAAUAUUAAAAAAACUGAUAAAAGUAAAACAACGGAUAUUAAGGAUAAAACAGCUUCGUACAAUGUAAACAAAUCUAAUAAGAAAAUGAUACUUUCUAUGAAGUCAAUAACAGAAUCUAUUGUACCGAUAGAAGAUAAAGAACCUCCGAUGGUAACAACGAAAAUUAAUCUUGAUAAAAUCUUAAGUAGCACACCGAUUUCAGGCAACGUACAAACAAAAUUAUACAAUACACAUUGUUCAGAGAUUAGUGAUAUUGUAACCUUCCCAACGAAAAUAAAAUCAAAGAGAACAAUGACAAAUAUUUCGAAAGAAAAUGAUAAUAAUUCUUCGAACACCGAUGAUAACGAAGAUGAACAAUUUAAUGAAGUACAAACAAAGGAAUUAUUGGAAGAUAUUGAACUAGCACAUAAGACAUUAAAAAAGAAAGACGAGAAAACACAUAAUAUUCGUAUGAAAAAAAAUAAACAAAAAGGUGUUAAACAAACGAAUAGACAAAAAAAAAAUAAGGAAAUGAUCAUGUGACUAUUGGAUCUUUUUUUUUAUGUGAUUAUUCAAUGAAAUCGAGUUAAUUUAUGACGUUCAUUUUUAUU
This is a messenger RNA of Vespa crabro (European hornet), 2281 nucleotides long. Its product is annotated as myb-like protein X. Gene Ontology annotation, molecular function: ATP hydrolysis activity. The transcript is spliced from 4 exons. Bases 75 to 2213 code for a protein of 712 amino acids. Gene Ontology annotation, cellular component: nucleus. The record is from RefSeq and is a predicted model, not a curated record. Lineage: Eukaryota; Metazoa; Arthropoda; Insecta; Hymenoptera; Vespidae.